This is a messenger RNA of Gossypium raimondii (Peruvian cotton), 1085 nucleotides long. Its product is annotated as 60S ribosomal protein L12-3. Gene Ontology annotation, cellular component: cytosolic large ribosomal subunit; ribosome. Gene Ontology annotation, biological process: translation. Lineage: Eukaryota; Viridiplantae; Streptophyta; Magnoliopsida; Malvales; Malvaceae. The transcript has a single exon. Gene Ontology annotation, molecular function: structural constituent of ribosome; large ribosomal subunit rRNA binding. The record is from RefSeq and is a predicted model, not a curated record. Bases 341 to 841 code for a protein of 166 amino acids.
AAUGAGCUAUGGGGUAGAUAGCUUUGGGCCAAUGCAUGAAACCAGUCUUCAAUUUCAUCAAGUUCAGGGCCUCUCACUUAGGGUUCAAUGUGGAUUCAUGAUAAACUCCUUUUGAGAUCAGGAACCCAUUUUUAUUGAUUCAAUUGUUGGGUCGGAUGAGCUCGAAUUCUUUUAAUGCUAAGAAAAUUUCGUUCCAUGGCCCAAAUGCCCCAAAACCCUAAUUUCUCACCCCUUUUAUCCCCUCUUUCCCGAUUCUCCUCCGCCGUGAAAUCUCAGUUUUGCCUUUUCAGUUCUUACACUUUGGAAAUCUAAAUCAUAAACAGCAUCAUCGCCGCCAACCAUGCCGCCGAAGUUUGACCCGACCCAAGUCGUCGACGUCUUCGUUCGAGUCACCGGCGGUGAAGUUGGAGCUGCCAGUUCACUGGCACCCAAAAUUGGUCCUCUGGGUCUCUCGCCCAAAAAAAUUGGUGAAGAUAUCGCGAAAGAAACCGCCAAGGAAUGGAAGGGUUUACGUGUCACCGUCAAACUGACUGUCCAGAACCGUCAAGCCAAAGUUUCGGUGGUUCCCUCUGCCGCCGCUUUGGUCAUCAAGGCACUGAAAGAGCCUGAGAGGGAUCGUAAGAAGACAAAGAAUAUUAAACAUAAUGGGAACAUUAGCCUCGAUGAUGUGAUAGAGAUUGCGAAAGUGAUGAGGCCCAGAUCCAUGGCCAAGGAUUUGAGAGGAACCGUGAAGGAGAUUUUGGGAACUUGUGUCUCCGUCGGUUGUACGGUUGAUGGGAAAGACCCUAAAGACCUGCAGGAGGAAAUUUCUGAAGGGGAAGUCGAUGUUCCCUUGGAGUGAAAAACAAAGUGAUAUUAUUUUUGAAGUUUGUGUUUAAUGAUUGUUUUCCUUUUUGUAAGUUCUUGAUAAAUGUUAAAAAUGAUGAUAGAGUUGGGGUUUAGGUUUUAGAGAUAAUUACCGUUUAAUGAUUUUGCACCGGUAUUUAUACUCUAUGAUUGAGCCAUGGAUGCUCUUUCUAGCUUUGAAUGUUUUCAUGAAUGUGUUUAUUGCCUAUAGAAUAGCAAUGGAUUCUCAAUGUUCAUCA